Molecule: messenger RNA, 1551 nt
Organism: Corylus avellana
Lineage: Eukaryota; Viridiplantae; Streptophyta; Magnoliopsida; Fagales; Betulaceae
Product: DTW domain-containing protein
Source: RefSeq, a predicted model, not a curated record
AACAGCUCCACCAUGCUCUUGUUCGCCACGACAAGGGCCUUCACAUUCAAAUGCUCGCUUUCUUCAUAUCUUGGAUUCUCCACGAAGACCCACAUGGACGCUAAACCCAGAACCCUGCUCCACAGCCCCUUCUCGAGCUCCGCCUCUCGCUCUCCUCCUAGAGAGGCUCACAUGAACGAACCUGGAAAUGGGUUCAUCUCAUUGCAGGAGUGGCAGGGGUGGGGCACCAAGUCUCCUGUGCCAGCCAUGGUCACGGAAAUCGUUGAGGAGUUGCAGUCUAUGGAGAAUGAUAUUGACGCUCAGAUGAGCUUUGGUGGCAUUGGUGGCAAACUCCAGGGAUAUUUUAAAGUUCAAGAGGAUAAAAAGCACCGAGCAACAUAUCAAGCUUUAGGUGAUUCUGAAAAAAAGUUUCAAUUUUUUGCAGCUCGACAAAUAGCAUGUCGCUUGCUUGGAAGUAGGGGAUAUCUUUGUCAGAAGUGCUGGCUUCCUUUGGAAGACUGUAUGUGCUCCGGACUCAUUCCCUGCAGUCUAUGGCCUGGAAUGCGAUUCUGGUUGUAUAUGCAUCCAAAGGAUUUCCUUCGACAAAACAACACCGGAAAGUUGUUAUGGCAAGUAUUUGGCAUUGAAGCUGUAACUUUGUGCCUCUUUGGCAUUGCUGAGCAUGAAGAAAUGAUGUGGAACACAUUCAAACGUGCAGGAAAAAACAAUGUUUGGUGCCUUUAUCCCAACAAAAGUGCUGUGACUGAAUCCGUUCAGGAGGCCUUCGGUCAAGAGUCUUCAGCAGAUCGGAAAUGCACACAACUGAUGACAGAUGGAGAUAAAACUCUGAAUUUCAUUUUAAUUGAUGGUACAUGGAGCAAUUCCAAUGCAAUGUUCAGCCGUCUGAAGGAACAAGCAAAGUCAAUGUGGGGAGAGGAAGACCUUCCCUGUAUAUCUCUGGCUACUGGAGCUUCUGCUAUGCAUAAACUUCGGCCCCAGCCAUCUUGGGAUCGUACCUGUACAGCAGCGGCGGCAGUUGGCCUCCUCUCUGAGCUGCAACUUCUCCCAGAGUUUAGCUCAUAUGGAUUGGAUAAACAGGCUGAAGCAGUAGAGGAUGGUUUAGUGUCAUUGUUAGAAGCACUCACAGCUCGACGUCUUCGGAUGGGCAGAUCCAUCACGCGCAAAGCAAGACACUCCAGUGACAUCUGUUAGCCGCCGGCCAAGAAUGAGAAUGGUGGUGGCCAUACUGAUCACUUUGUUGUAGUGUCAUGUUUUUGGAAGAAAUGUAGGCCAUGAUGUCCUUGAUGUUGAAGGAAUCAUUAAGGCUGUGCUGAAGGGGGAGGGUGCUUCUGGUGCAGCAAUAUCAUCUCAGUUGGUGCUGAAAAGAUGGGAUAAUGGUGAUUGGUUCUGCAUUGAUGGGCCCUAUCACCAAGCAUAAGCAACUCAGCAGCCUAAGGUGAUAAUGCCCAGAAAUUGAUAACUGAUGUUCAUGUAUAAAUUCUAUUGGAAUGCGGCCUUUUGGGGUUUGAUGUGCUCCAACCAUAAAAUGUUGAGGGGAAGGCUUUUGUUCUU